AUGACCCUCACGAUCCAGGUCAACGACGCAAUCCGAGUCACAGCCCAGCCCCUCACCCACGAGGCAUUCCUCCCGUACGGCAGUGUCAUCGCCAACCCGCGACCAGACGUCCACCCGUCUGCCUUCUCGUCGCAUUCGGCGUCGCUCCCCUCCAACGCCGUCUCGGCAAACCAGGGCCACGCCAUCCAGUAUCGCAAUGUCAGCCGCGUCAGAAACCUCUACGCCCAGUCGCCCAGUGGAAGGGCCGACGCCGUCAUGAGCAUGUUUGUCUGCUCGGCCCGCGGCCUCGCGAAAAUGGAAACUUGCCCGCCCACGGGGGCGGCCGGCCGGCCGAGGGGUCAAACUGGUCCGGAACCGGCGCCCCGCGACACGCCGGUUCUCUCCAUGCUGCAGACGACAAUACGUGAUGUGAAGUGGCCAUCUUUCUUGGGUUGGUAUUUUACAGAGCGGCCGAGAACCGUCAACCGCAGCAGCAUCUCGACAACCUCCUCACCCAGACAUAACUCUGCCGGUAAAACGCUGCAUCUCCCCGCCGCCGCCAUGACCCUCACGAUCCAGGUCAACGACGCAAUCCGAGUCACAGCCCAGCCCCUCACCCACGAGGCAUUCCUCCCGUACGGCAGUGUCAUCGCCAACCCGCGACCAGACGUCCACCCGUCUGCCUUCUCGUCGCAUUCGGCGUCGCUCCCCUCCAACGCCGUCUCGGCAAACCAGGGCCACGCCAUCCAGUAUCGCAAUGUCAGCCGCGUCAGAAACCUCUACGCCCAGUCGCCCAGUGGAAGGGCCGACGCCGUCAUGAGCAUGUUUGUCUGCUCGGCCCGCGGCCUCGCUCCCCUCGACGACACCCGGGACAAGUUCACCGUGAGCCUUCUCGAACGACACCCCUUCACCACGCAGACUUUCUCCCCCGUCUCCUCCACGGCAAGGCGCUACCUCGUCAUCGUCGCGCCCAGCCUGGCCCCCAGCGAGGCCGAUCACCAUCUCCCCGCCCCGGCCGGCGACGACCUACCCGGGAGGGGGUUGCCUGAUGUGAGGGCCUUGAGGGCGUUUGUUGCCACGGACGCGCAGGCCGUGACGUACGGGGCCGGCACGUGGCAUGCGCCCAUGGUGGCUUUGGGACCGCCCGGGACGACGCUGGACUUUGUGGUUUCGCAGUUUAUGAGCGGCGUUGCCGUCGAGGACUGCCAGUUGGUGCAUUUCGAGACGAGCGGGCGGGAGGCGCCGACUCUUGAGGUUGCCGUGCCGAGGGCGAGGCUGGAGAAGCUGUAA
Metarhizium acridum CQMa 102 is the source of this 1269-nucleotide messenger RNA. The record is from RefSeq and is a predicted model, not a curated record. Lineage: Eukaryota; Fungi; Ascomycota; Sordariomycetes; Hypocreales; Clavicipitaceae.